Molecule: messenger RNA, 600 nt
Organism: Passer montanus (Eurasian tree sparrow)
Lineage: Eukaryota; Metazoa; Chordata; Aves; Passeriformes; Passeridae
Product: kin of IRRE-like protein 1
Exons: 3
Biological process (GO): cell-cell adhesion
Cellular component (GO): cell-cell junction
Molecular function (GO): cell adhesion molecule binding
Source: RefSeq, a predicted model, not a curated record
UCUCGGGAUCAGGGGAUGUCGGCACACGCGGUGCCGCGGUGCCGGGCGCUGCGCGGUGACCACGGCCCCGUGCCCGGUGCUGCCCGCGGCCCCGUGCCCGGCGCUGACCGCGGCCCCGUGCCCGCAGCGGUGCAGACGCGUUUCGUGGAGGAGCCCGAGGACCAGACGGUGGUGGCGGGGCAGAGAAUCGUCCUGUCCUGCGUGGUGCUCAACUACUCCGGCAUCGUGCAAUGGACCAAGGACGGGCUGGCGCUGGGCAUGGGCCAGGGCCUCAAAGCGUGGCCCCGGUACCGCAUCGUGGGCACGGCCGACUCGGGCCAGUACAACCUGGAGAUCCGCGACGCCGAGCUCUCCGAUGACGCCGUCUACGAGUGCCAGGCCACCGAGGCCGCGCUGCGCUCGCGCCGCGCCAAGCUCACCGUGCUCAGUGAGGGCUGGCCCCGGUGCCACGCACGGGCCCCGGUGUCCCCCAUGGUCCCCAGUGCCCCACAUGCUCCCAUGUCCCCCAUGGUCCCGUGUCCCCAAUGUCCCACCCAGUCCCCAGUGCCCCACACGGUCCCCAAUGCCCCACAUGCUCCCGUGUCCCCCACGUCCCCCAUG